Annulohypoxylon maeteangense is the source of this 1155-nucleotide messenger RNA. RefSeq lists its product as uncharacterized. The transcript has 2 exons. Lineage: Eukaryota; Fungi; Ascomycota; Sordariomycetes; Xylariales; Hypoxylaceae. The record is from RefSeq and is a predicted model, not a curated record. Bases 260 to 1132 code for a protein of 290 amino acids. Gene Ontology annotation, biological process: proteolysis. Gene Ontology annotation, molecular function: serine-type peptidase activity.
GCCAUAGAUGGCGAUAUACACUCGCAAUUGCACGACAUCAAACGAAGCAAUCCGGUUGGCUGCCGGGGUCAAAAACACGAUGGAAUAGGAAGGUUCCGCGAAGCCAAUUCUUGGGAGCGGGGAAGCAAUCGGAUCUUUCUUUUACACCCGAUUGUAUAACGUUCAAGAUAAACGAAUAUAAAACACCAGCUUUAACAACCAGUAUCUCACAUCCUAACCUAGGUACUUAUCCACCCUCAUCCCAAAAUAGCUAGAAACAAUGAAAAGCCUCCUCCAAACCAGCACCCUGGCCCUCCUCGCCCAAGCCUCCCUCGUCCUAGCGGCCCGCCCCACCCUCCCGCGCCAGGACUCGCCGUACGUGGGGCCGGAAAACGGAACGCUCGUGAUAAUCGGGGGCAAUGCCCAGGACGACGCCAUAUACCAGCGGAUCAUCGACCUAGCGGGAGGUCCAGAUGCGCCCAUAAUAACGAUCCCGACCGCGGACGGGGCGCCGACCUACGACGACAACGCCGCGUCCGCGAGCACCUUCCGCCGGCUCGGCGCUACGAACGUCACGGUACUGCACACAUACGACCCGAAGGUCGCCGACACGGAGGAGUUCGCAGCGCCGCUGCGCACGGCGAAGGGUGUGUUUUUCGGGGGAGGGAGGCAGUGGCGUCUCGUUGACGCGUAUGCGGGGACCCUUACCGAGCAGUUAUUCCACGAUGUGCUUAGUCGCGGGGGAGUUGUGAGCGGAAGUUCUGCCGGGGCUUCGAUCCAGGGGAGUUUCUUGGCGCGAGGAGACACAGCUACGAAUCAGAUCUUAGUGGGGGAUCAUACGGUUGGGUUUGGGUUUCUGAAGAACGCGGCUAUUGAUCAGCAUGUGCUUGUGCGUGGUCGCCAGUUCGAUAUGUUCGAUAUUCUUAAGGUACAGCCGGAGCUAUUGGGUAUUGCUAUCGAUGAGAACACUGCUCUCAUUGUGUCGAAGAACGAUGCGGAGGUGUACCGCGGCACGUAUGUGAUUAUUUACGAUGGCGGGUUUUGGUCGAGGGAGGGGAGUGAGCUGAAGCAUCUUCCGGAUAGCUCGUCUAUUUUCUACUUCCUUAGAAAUGGGGACAAGUACGAUCUGGGAAAGCGGCAAGUGGUGUUCUAACUGUUAGGUGCGUACUAAGAUAU